AUUUUCUUUUAAACUAAAUCAUGCGUGCCGAUUGGCUAACAGGCACGAGUAUGUAUUAAGCAAAACUAAUAUGCAUGGAUAAUAGGUAUGAUGUUUCCGCAGGCAGGUCUAUCCAUUACGCUCACGUCCGGAGUCCCGGUUUGGUCAUGUACGUGAUACCCAUCAUAGAUGAUAACAACGGGGAGCUAUAAAACAGGCAGCUGCCAGAACUUAUUCCGCAGGAGCUUUAGCACUCUGUCCUUCCUUUUUCUCUCAGCCCACGAUGACGGAUAUCAUCGAAAAGCCUCGUCACUCCGACACGUCGAACAACUCCUAUGCAACUCGACCCAAUGAUGUCUCUGCCCUAGGCGUCGUUGACUUCGCUGACUGCGAUCAAUGUUCCCGGUACCCCAACCGAUGGUCAAACAUCAGGGAGCAGAUCUCCGCACCUGCAGCCGAGUUCAUGGGCGCCUUCGUUUUAUGCUUGCUUGGGUGUGGUGGCAAUUGCCAGGCAAAUCUUUCCGCCAAUAAAAAUGUGUCUGCAAGCCCAGCGGGGGAUGCUCUCACAUCCAACCUCUCUUGGGCUCUCGGACUGUCCCUUGGUGUAUGGCUCUCUAUGAACUACUCAGGCGGUCAUUUGAACCCUGCGGUCACCAUAGCAUUUGCUACUGUCCGCGGGUUCCCCUGGAAGAAAGUUCCUAUCUACCUACUUGCGCAACUCCUGGGAGCCUUAUGUGGGGCAGGUGUAGUCUACGCUACUUACUUCCAUGCGAUCGACAUCGCCGAAGGGGGUUCUAAUGUUCGUACAAUUGCCGUGUCUGGCAACCUUUUCGGGACCUACGCAGCCGAUUACCUUACUUCAGUCUCCGCCUUCUUCGCUGAAUUUAUAGGGUCUGCCAUGCUCAUCACUGGAAUUUUCAUGGCCACGGAUAAAAAAAAUGGACCUGCACCUCCUGGUGUUGUUCCUGUUGCAAUAUUUCUUACACUUCUUGGCAUCAGUUCGGCUCUUGGCAUGGAUACCGGAGCGGCCCUUAAUCCUGCUCGUGACCUGGGCCCCCGUAUCCUCACCGCCAUGGUUGGAUAUGGUAGCGCAGUCUUCAGCUUCAGAAACCAGUAUUGGCUUUGGUGUCCUAUUCUUGGUCCAAUUUUUGGCAUGAUCGUAGCUGCAUUCUUCUACGAUGCUAUGCUUUACAGGGGUUCCGAGAGUAUCACGAACAAGCCGACUGAAGAGGCUGAAAGGCAUCACCUGCACUCGUGCGCUCGCCAGACAAAACUUCAUGGGGUUGCAGAUACAGUUUGAUGAUUGAAUGACGCUAGUAACUCGGACAUGUACUUACUAAGAUUUUGACGACCUCGUAUCCUUACACGACUAUCUGUUGCUACAUGUUUGCGAAAUGAUUAAUUGCGCAUGCUCUUAAUGAUGGCGGCAGACAUCAUUGACUAACUAGUGACUCCUUUUGCACGAGUGUUUUUGUUUUAUAUUUCGAGUUAAGUCCGAUAAACGAUACAUAAUGCAUUGCAUAAACGAUGACCGAGAACAAGUCGGACUUUACAUAACGUCAC
This is a messenger RNA of Suillus subaureus, 1542 nucleotides long. Its product is annotated as major intrinsic protein superfamily membrane channel protein. Gene Ontology annotation, cellular component: plasma membrane. Gene Ontology annotation, biological process: glycerol transmembrane transport; water transport. NCBI's taxonomy places the organism in Eukaryota, Fungi, Basidiomycota, Agaricomycetes, Boletales, Suillaceae. Gene Ontology annotation, molecular function: glycerol channel activity; water channel activity. The coding region runs from base 263 to 1279 and encodes 338 amino acids. The record is from RefSeq and is a predicted model, not a curated record. The transcript has 8 exons.